Molecule: messenger RNA, 1363 nt
Organism: Sitodiplosis mosellana (orange wheat blossom midge)
Lineage: Eukaryota; Metazoa; Arthropoda; Insecta; Diptera; Cecidomyiidae
Product: zinc finger protein 570-like
Exons: 2
Coding region: 197-1363 (388 amino acids)
Biological process (GO): regulation of transcription by RNA polymerase II
Molecular function (GO): RNA polymerase II cis-regulatory region sequence-specific DNA binding; DNA-binding transcription factor activity, RNA polymerase II-specific
Source: RefSeq, a predicted model, not a curated record
UACACGUUCAGUUCAACUCAAUAGAUAUUUUCAUUCUUUCACGACGCCAUUUUUGCUCUGCUCAACACAGUUGCUCUAAGACAGAAUUUAUGCGCUGUCGAGCUUAAUCGACGGGUUCAGUCUUUGGAUCGAUUUAUUUUUUCAUUCCGGAACAAAAAGUUCAGUUUGUAGAGAAAAGCACUGACAUUGCGUCAAAAUGAAUGGUCACGGCAAAGGGCCGCCGGAUAAACAUAAAUACGAUGCUAUUGCGUUGCAGAAUGAAUUGAUUAUGUGCGGAAUGGAAAUAAAACAGGAGCCGACCGUCAAACAAGAGCCAGAAUACGACGAUGAUAUUGUGAUGGAGUCGAGAUCAGCGUGUACAUUCAAUGAAAGACCUGACAAUGGGAUUGGUAGCGAGCGAGUGAAUGAUACCGACAAUCAUUUCGAUUUCCAUAAUCUAGAUGAGGUUAAAGUGGAAGCCAAAGUCGAAAAGGUUGGGAAUGAGGCGAAUCAAGUUCCACGGAAGAGCUGUAACGAAGAUCAAACGCCACAGAACAAUGCGAAGAAACGUUUUUCGAAGGAAGAGGAACGAAAAUCCGGUAGGCAGAUUGGCGGUGGUGUAAAUAAAAGUGUAACUAAAGCCUCAAAAUAUCGAGAAUCAAGCGACGUUGGUAACAAGAAGGUGCCGACUGAAGGCAAGACAAAUGAAAAGCGACACAAGUGUUCAUUGUGCAAUUAUGUCACUACACUUAAAUGCCAUUUGACCAGGCACAUGUUCAAGCACACUGGUGAACGACCAUUUCCAUGCAGCCUGUGCCAGAAACGAUUCACUCGAAAACAACAUCUCCUAUCGCACAUGAAAAAACACGUCGAUGAGUUUCUGUUCAGCUACUCAAAUUGUUCGCAAGGAUUCUAUCGCAGCGAGGAGAAGGUGGAACAUGAAUCCGGUUGCACGGUUCGUCGCUAUGAGUGUCAUCUGUGUCAGGAAUUCUCUGUUUUGCAUAAGAUGAAUUUGAAAGGUCAUCUGCGUGUGCAUACUGGCGAGAGACCAUUCGAAUGCAACCAAUGCUCAAAAAGAUUCAAUCAAUUAAGUGUCUUGGAUCGCCAUCGCGAAACUCACACCAAUCCUCAUCCAUUGAAAUUCAAGUGUUCAUCUUGCUUCAAAAUCUUCGCACAACAGAAGGAAAAGAAGAAUCAUGAAGCCAACUGCAAGCGACGCGGAUACCGAUGCGAUUUUCGCAAGAGCUACACAACUGAUCGUAAGUCAGCUUUGAUGGACCACAUUCGAAUCCACACUGGCGAAAAGCCAUUCCGAUGUGAACUAUGCUCGAAGGGCUUCUCACAAAUGGCAACUCUCAACAAACACAAUGAAAUGCACAAGUAG